AUGUAUCCUGAGCUCUCUGAAUCCUCCGACGAUGACACCUUACCCAUGCGGGAAAUCCCCAUACCACAUGAGGUGGCUGAAACCAGCGACUGGGCUAGCACUCAAAUAGCGCUAAAUGCGGCUCUAGUCGCCCUUGACCUGCAAGGUUCGAUUAUAGACGAACUGCGUGGAAAAGUCUCAGCACUAGAUAACGAUUUAAGUCACCUGACAGCGUUAUUUAAGGAUAACAUCUCAGCAUGUGCUGCCGCAGGACAGGCGAUCGCGCUAUCGAAACAACAGAUAUUCGACACUACAGCUAAAUUAGAAUCAGCGGCCAUUAGCGCCAAACGGAUUAUAAUCUGGGGUAGCUUCUCCUAG
Messenger RNA from Echinostoma caproni, 357 nucleotides. NCBI's taxonomy places the organism in Eukaryota, Metazoa, Platyhelminthes, Trematoda, Plagiorchiida, Echinostomatidae. The record is from the annotation of a GenBank genome assembly.